UUCCACGCACGCCACCCAGGAACAUCCAGGUGUACAACCCCACCCCCAACAGCCUGAACGUGCGCUGGGAGCCCGCCACAGGCCAGGUUCAGCAGUACCGCGUGGUGUAUUCCUCCCUCAGCGGAACCAGAUCCACGGGGUCGGUUCUGGUUCCAGGAAAUAUUAACAACGGCUUCCUGGACAACCUGAUCCCAGACACUCCCUACUCCGUCAGCGUCUCAGCCAUGUACGCCGACGGAGAGGGAUCACCGGUGAACGGCAACGGCAAAACACUGCCACGUGCCGGUCCCAGGAACAUGCGUGUGUUUGAUGCCACCACCAGCACCCUCACCAUCGGCUGGGACCACGCCGAGGGCCCGGUGAGGCAGUACAGGAUCGCCUACGCUCCCAUGACCGGAGACCCCAUCACUGAGUUUACUGUGGUUCCUGGAAACAGAAACAACGCCAUGCUGCAGAAUCUGCAACCAGACACCCCGUACAACAUCACCGUGGAGGCCAUCUACGCCGAGGGGCCCGGAGGGUCGCUCAACGGACCCGGACGCACAGUCGGCCUCCUGAGCCCCAGGAACCUUCGCGUCUCGGAUGAGUGGUACACCCGCUUCAGAGUGUCCUGGGACCCGGUGGCGGCGCCUGUCCAGGGUUACAAGCUGAUCUACUCUCCUCAAGGCACGAACCAGUGGGUGGAUAUGUUUGUGGGCGACGUCUCCUCUUACACGCUGCACAACCUGCAGCCUGGAACCCCCUACGACGUCAAAGUCAUCGCUCAGUACACCGGCGGUCUGAGCGCACCGCUCGUUGGACUGGGAACCACACUUUACCUGAACGUCACCAACAUCGAGACCUACAACGUCGAUCACGACAAGUUCUGCAUCAAGUGGACUCCUCACAGGUCGGCCACGUCGUACCGCAUCAAACUCAACCCAGCCGACCCCUCCAGUAAAGGACAGCAUGAGAUCACCAUCCCCGCCGGCCUGCCUCAGUACUGCUUCGACGGACUCUCACCCGACGCCCUGUACACCGCCACCGUGUUCGUUCAGACGCCAAACCUGGAGGGACCGGGCGUCAGCGCCAAAGAGAGAACACUGGUGAAGCCAACUCCAGCUCCAACUCUCCCACCGACCCCAACACCUCCGCCCACCAUCCCCCCCGCAUGGGCAGUUUGCAAAGGUGCCAAAGCAGAUGUGGUGUUCCUCAUCGACGGCUCCUGGAGCAUCGGCGAGGAGAGCUUCACCAAGGUCCGACACUUCGUCUCCGACAUGAUCGGAGCCUUCGAUGUCAUCGGACCCUCCGGAAUGCAGGUGUCGUUUGUCCAGUACAGCGACAGCGCGAAGACGGAGUUCAUGCUGAAAGCUUACCAAGACAAAGGUGUGGCCAUGGCGUCACUUAAUCACAUUCGCUACAGAGGAGGAAACACAAAGACAGGAAUGGCCCUGAAACACACCUACGAGAAGGCCUUUUCAAUGGAGAACGGAAUGAGGAGAAACGUCCCCAAGAUUGUCGUCUCCAUCACAGACGGACGAUCUCAGGACGAGGUGAAGAAGAGCGCCGCCAAGCUUCAGCAUUCAGGUUACAGCGUCUUCGCCAUCGGCGUCGCCGACGUGGACUUUGUGGAGUUGCAGGAGAUCGGCAGCAAACCCAGCGACAGACACGUCUUUGUCGUAGACGACUUUGAUGCUUUUGACACCAUCAAAGAAAACCUGAUCACCUUCAUCUGUGAAACUGCAACGUCCUCGUGUCCCCUGAUUUUCCUGAAUGGAUUCACUUCACCGGGCUUCAGGAUGCUCGAGGCGUUCAACCUGACGGAGAAGACCUACAGUUCCGUGAAAGGCGUUUCCAUGGAGCCGGGCUCCUUCAACAGCCACACGGCGUACAGACUCCACAAGAACGCCUUCCUGAGUCAGCCCACGACAGAGGUCCACCCUGACGGACUCCCCCACGCCUACACCAUCAUCCUCCUGUUCCGCCUGCUCCCCGACUCGCCCAGCGAGGCCUUCGACAUCUGGCAGGUGUCAAACAAGGACCACAAGCCAGAGACCGGCGUCACCAUCGACCCCUCCAGCCAGACCGUGUCCUUCUACAACAAAGACGAGCGUGGCGAGAUCCAGAGGGUCACGUUCGACAACAGUCAAGUGAAGAAAAUCUUCCACGGAAGCUACCACAAGUGCCACUCCUCGCCGCUGGAGUCGCUGUGGGUCAAGGCGGCUCCAACGAAGCGCAACGGCGACAGUCCAGCGUGA
Messenger RNA from Paralichthys olivaceus (Japanese flounder), 2237 nucleotides. Lineage: Eukaryota; Metazoa; Chordata; Actinopteri; Pleuronectiformes; Paralichthyidae. The record is from RefSeq and is a predicted model, not a curated record.